AGUUCAUCAGAGUGAGCAAGCCUCUGUGUCUGGGCAGAUCAUUCCUUUGAGUAUGUCAAGAUCCAGUCCUUUCUGGGCCACUUCCAAAAUCCCAACAGCAGGAAGCCUGUGUUUACCGCUGUUCCAGCUGGUGCUCUCAGAUCUAUCGUGUGAAGAAAAUAAAAUGUGUGUAAACUAUAAUAACCAACAUCCUGAUGGCUGGUAUAUCUGGUUCCUGCUGCUGAUUUUCUUGGCGGUUCUCCUCUGUGGAGUAGUGCUUCUCUGUCUCCAGUGCUGGCUGAGAAGGUGCCGAGCUGACCCUCCCAGACGCACCGUGGCUGUUUUUGCUGUUGGAGACUUGGAUCUCAUUUAUGGUACAGAAAUGGCUGGAAGUCCAACGGCUGGAAUCUGCCUUCCUACACCAAACACUGAACUGUGUCCUGCUCCAUGUUUGGGUGCCUUAGGUCCUCCACCUCCAUAUGAAGAAGCUCCAAAAACAAGCUGAUGGUAACCAGGAUCAACAGUGGAAUGCGUUAGAAAUAUUUGUAA
This is a messenger RNA of Peromyscus eremicus (cactus mouse), 528 nucleotides long. It is a transcript of the gene Tmem207, whose product is annotated as transmembrane protein 207. Lineage: Eukaryota; Metazoa; Chordata; Mammalia; Rodentia; Cricetidae. The coding region runs from base 53 to 484 and encodes 143 amino acids. The transcript has 5 exons. The record is from RefSeq and is a predicted model, not a curated record.